AUGUCACUCGCAGUGUUGAACGUCGUAACAAGACUGUCCAACACCUUCGCCGCAGCCUCGGACUUUCUACGGCUAUCCACAUCGCCUAAAGGGCGCUCGUUCGUGUCUGCGCUGAAUGAGUCCCAUUACUCUGAUUUUGAGGGAAUAACGCAAUACUACAACCCUGAUUACUUUUUCAAAACCGAGCCCACCUGUGUCUUAGCUGAAGACACAACGGAGGGUCCUUACUAUGUCUCUGGCGAAUACGUGCGUCAAAAUAUCGCCGAGGACCAACAAGGUGUUCCCUUGUGGUUAGAUAUCCAGAUCAUCGAAUCCAAUACGUGCGAGCCUGAACCUCAAGUCUUUAUGGAUAUCUGGCAUUGCAACGCCACGGGUGUUUACUCUGGCGUUGAAGCCAGCACCAAUGGUAAUGGUGGUGACGAGAAUCUGGACACCACAUUCCUGCGAGGAAUCCAGAAGUCGGAUGAGAAUGGGGUUGUGACAUUCCAAUCUAUCUUCUCUGGACACUACACCGGCCGCGCAACCCAUAUCCACGGUACCUGCGGCCCUUAG
This is a messenger RNA of Aspergillus affinis, 552 nucleotides long. RefSeq lists its product as uncharacterized. The coding region runs from base 1 to 552 and encodes 183 amino acids. Gene Ontology annotation, molecular function: oxidoreductase activity, acting on single donors with incorporation of molecular oxygen, incorporation of two atoms of oxygen; ferric iron binding. Lineage: Eukaryota; Fungi; Ascomycota; Eurotiomycetes; Eurotiales; Aspergillaceae. The record is from RefSeq and is a predicted model, not a curated record. The transcript is spliced from 4 exons.